UCCAGACGGACCUAUUUGCAGACGGAACCGGAAAGUGUCGACGGAUCACAACUUCCACACAUGUGUGUGGGAGAAAAUCAGCCUCAUUGCUUCAAGUCUUGUGGUAUUCCGUCACAAAGUUGACAUUAGUAACUUUAUUAUCACCAAAUAACCCGUAACAGCUGCGUGAACAAGAUGGCGGAGAUCGUUCAGCAGCGGAUCGAGGAGAUCCCUGAGUUAGAGCAGUUGGAGAGAGUGGGGCUCUUCACCAAGAAAGAAGUCAAAUCCAUAAUCAAAAGAGCCACAGCCCUUGAAUACAAGCUGCACAGGUUGAUUAUAAAUAAGGAGGACUUCAUUGCAUACAUCCAGUAUGAAAUCAAUGUUUUAGAGCUGAUCAAGAAGAGAAGAAUGCACAUACAUUACCAGUUCAAGAAAGAGGAGAUCGAAUUCCCCAUCAUCCAUAGAAUUAAUAGUGUCUUUAAAAGAGCAACAAAAAAAUGGAAGGAUGAUGUGCAGCUGUGGUUCUCACAUGCCGCUUUCUGCAAAAAAUGGGGUACCAAAGGCCAGAUCAGCAAAGUGUUCUCAGCCAUGCUUGCUAUACACCCCGACAAACCAGCUCUGUGGAUCAUGGCCGCCAAGAGUGAGCUGGAGGACAGAAGUUCCUCAGAAAGUGCCAGACACUUGUUUCUGAGGGCUCUGCGCUUCCAUCCAAACAACAAGAAAGUCUACCAGGAGUACUUCCGUAUGGAGCUGCUGCAUUGUGAGAAACUGAGGAAGCAGAAGAAAGACCUGGAGAAAGCGGAGAUGGACCUUGGGGAAUACGAGUUUUCUCCAGAGAUCCUGAGUGGAAAGCUGGCUGAGGUUGUGUAUAGAGAUGCUACAGGAAAAAUCAAUGAAGCAGAGUUUGUCAUCUCACUUCUGAACAUAGCAGCUAUCUUUGACUUCACCAAAGAACUCCAGGACUUCAUCCUGCAAGACCUGCAGGAUAACUACACAAAGGACAGCUUGACGUGGGACUUCAUGGCUAAGAGGGAGCUGGAGGCUCCGGGGGCCGGAGAGGAGCUGCACACAGCCAAGGGCCGGGCCUCAGAUAUCAACCGCAGAGAGGAGCGCUGCUGCCAGGUCUAUGAGGAGGGGGUCAAGAGCCUCAACACAGAGCCCAUGUGGACUUGCUAUGUGGCCUACUGCUGGGAAAGGCUGAAGAGGAAGACCAACGUCCAAGAGCUGAAGGAAAAGAGGCAGGAGAGGCAGCUGGGAGUGCUGCAGCGAGCGCACAACUCCUCACUGCUGAAGGAGGGCUAUUACACCAACUGGUUGAAGAUCCUGCUCUCAACUGGAGAUAAUGAGGGAGCAGCCACUGUUGCCAUGGCUGCCACGCAGCGCUACAGCCAAUCAGUUGCAGUGUGGAGCCUGAGUCUGCGGACGCUCAUGCAACUGGGGAGUGGAGACGUGGGCAGGUUAUUCCAAGAGGCUCUCACACACGUCAAUCCAAAGGAGAGUCUACCUCUCUGGCAGCUGCAGAUCCAGUGGAGCGUGACCAACCAGAGUCCUGAGGAGACAGAAGCUGUCUUCAAGAGAGGUCUGCUGUCUGCAGUACCGGCUGUUGCCAUGGAGAUGAAAGAGAGCUACCUUGAUUGGUCAUUCUCCACCGGAGGCUACAAGAAAGCUAGGAAGACCUUUACAAGCUUACAGGAAAACCGUCCCCUGUCCAAGGCCUUUUUCACCAUCAUGAUCAAGAUUGAGAAGGAACAAGAAACUCCAAAGAUGAACCAUCUGAGAGACUACUAUGAGAGGGCCCUGCAGGAGUUUGGUACCUCAGAUGACGAACUGUGGCUGCAGUACAUCCAGGAAGAAAUGGGAUCCUUAGGUCAGCCAGAGAACAGUGGCAAGAUCCACUGGAGAGCCAUGAAGUUUCUGGAGGGGGAGAGCGUGGAGAGGUUCACCUCCAAGUUUACUCUGAUGCAGACAGGACACUUAUGAGUGAACUAAAAAAGUAGUGUCGUAAGUUCACAUAGCUACAGCCAGUGUUCAUCAAUUGUGUAGACGUUUAUCAGCAGGUAGAUGGCCAAUGCUCUACCCAUCCUUGAAUUGUUUCAUUGCCUUCAGGCCUGUUAAAUAUUAUACAAUGGUUCCAGCAUGUUGGGUAAAAUAUUCCUGACUGGGCAGUUGGAUUUUGCAGCUGUAAUUUAAAACUUUCCAUUAUUAUUUACGACAGUUUGUUACCACAUUUGAUACCAGUCUGAUGUUGAUAGCAUGUAAUAUUGUAAGGAUUUCCAGUUUUAUAGAGUUCCACAUUUAUUUGAAAUGUUGUGAAGUCAAACUUGAUGCUGUUAUGAUAUUAAAACUUUCAGUCCGUC
Molecule: messenger RNA, 2336 nt
Organism: Eleginops maclovinus (Patagonian blennie)
Lineage: Eukaryota; Metazoa; Chordata; Actinopteri; Perciformes; Eleginopidae
Gene: utp6
Product: UTP6 small subunit processome component
Biological process (GO): maturation of SSU-rRNA from tricistronic rRNA transcript (SSU-rRNA, 5.8S rRNA, LSU-rRNA)
Cellular component (GO): Pwp2p-containing subcomplex of 90S preribosome; small-subunit processome
Molecular function (GO): snoRNA binding; protein binding
Source: RefSeq, a predicted model, not a curated record